AUGCAUCCCGCCGCGCGGAGCUUGCCAGAUGCGCUCCACACAGCAGACGCUGGCGGGUCACAAUCCACUUCCACGUCUUUGACCUGUUUGACAUGCAAAAACAACAGAGGCUGGACGACGGAUAAAGUGCUUGUUCGUUGCAACGCCCUGUCGUCACCGAAAAGUGCUGCUUCCUCCCAGAGACCAAUGGCGCCAUCGCACAGGGCAAGCUCGCCAUAUCGAAGCCGUGACCCUGUGGCCAUGUACACCCACCAUAGUUUUUCUCCUUCUCCUGAGCGCGCUCUGAGUGACCAUGAAACUUCUUCCGACACGACACUUUACGGCGGGGAUGAGCUAUCGCAGUGGUCCACCUGUCCCAUUGCCCCCAUCUUUGACCAAUUGCUGCCUCACAGCGACACCGUCCCUGCUUCUGCAAUCUUCCCCUUUCACCUGAUUUCUGCCUGCAGCUCUGCAGAACGAGCCAUGUGUCAAUACUCGCAGUCAACCACGACGACUACGUGUGAGGUCAAGCAGAAUCUCCGCCGCCGGCCGGCCCAACUGGACCCUGGCGCUUCCGUCAUCGCUCUCGACGCCAACGGGCCGGACCAGCUUCACACGACAGGCAAGCAGGAGAUGCUAUGCAGGAACAGCAAGAAAAAGCGCCAGAGAAGAGAGUCGCUUGGAGCUGCGCUGACAAUGCCAUCAGCAGUGCCCUUACAACACGACGCUGUGUCUUAUAGUGACAGUGACGAUGAAGCUGCGCCGGGGGCGAAAAGCAGGCCAUCUUUGUCGCAUCGCAUGAAGCACGACAAAUCCAUACUUGCGCUCGCCGUAUCAUCGCAGUACAUCUUUGCGGGUACCCAGGGUGGCGAACUGCUUGUAUUCAGUCUCGACACGUAUGAGCGCCGCAGAGUCAUACACGCGCACAAAGGCAGUAUCCUCGGUCUAUGUCUAUCGCAAGACCAGCAGCUGCUCUUCUCGAGUGCAGCCGACCCCAUAGUAAAUGUCUGGUGUACCUCUACCUUCCAGCAUCUCUACGCACUGUGGUCACCCUAUGAUAUUGGCGACAUCUUCUGUGUCGCAUACUCAUCCUGCCACAGCACCGUAUACCUUGGUGCACAGAAUACGAGUAUCCAAUGGUACGACUUGAAAGAAAAGGACACGCGACCCCGCCCAUCGACGAGCUCACAUCCGAAUGAGCGCAAAAACAAAUUCUUCGACUCCCUCGGCCCUGGGGGUGCGCAGACACCGAAGCCAAGCGGGGCUGAACAUCGACCACGCGACGCAGCAGGCGGACAGGAACUCCAGAUCGAUAAUCAAGACAUACACCAGUUUGCACACUACGGAUACGUCCACUGCAUGCUAUUGGGACAGGGGAUACUUCCAGACGCGCCUUCAGAAGAGGUCCUGGUCUCGGGCGGUGGGGAUGGGCGCAUAGUGCUUUGGCGAAUCGACCCUACACAACGUGGAUCCAUUUCCAUCAUCUAUACCCUGGAGGACGGCCGAGAGGAAGGUGAGUCGAUAUUAUCACUCGCACGCGAGGGCUCCUUUCUCUACAGUGGACGAUUCGAUGGCGAAAUCAACGUAUGGGAUCUUGAGACGCGUCAACUGGUGCGAAGUCUCAAGGCCAAUGUAGGUGAUGUCCAUACACUGACGCUUGGGGCUGGAAUCCUGUAUGCAGGUGGAAAGUCUGGGUCUGUGCAGGUUAGUACACGUGCCGGUGGUAGUAUGUUACCAGGCUCCAUGCUGAUGAAAAAAACACAGAAGUUCAACGAGCACUAUGAGACAAUCACCACCUUCAAGGCACACAACGGCUUGAUUCUCGCUUCCGCAUUUGCCAAGUUUGAUGAUAGACCCAUGCUCUUUACUGGUGGCAACGACAACACCAUAGUGGUGUGGGAAGUCAAAGACUGCAUGGAGCCAGAUGCAGUGGCCAGCAGGAGCAAUAAUGACCUCAUGGUUGAAUCGUUGUCGCAAUUCGUAUCAUUUCGGACAGUAUCAUCCCAAGCAAAGUACCGCGCCGACUGUAGAAGAGGAGCCUCGUACCUCCGGUCUGUAUUUCAAAACUUUGGUGCCAUGACAGAGAUGAUCAACACCAGCGAGCCAUACAACCCCGUAGUGUUCGCCAAGUUCAGGGGCAACCCCGCGACAGCGGCCUCCCGGAAAAAGAUUCUCUUCUACGGUCAUUACGAUGUCAUUCCAGCCGAGAAUGAGCAUCGCAAGUGGAAACAUGAUCCAUUCGUCCUGACUGGAGAGAAUGGCUACCUGUACGGUCGCGGCGUCUCCGACAACAAGGGGCCCAUCAUGGCCGCCAUUUAUGCUGCGCACGAGCUGGCCAAGGAGCAAAGUCUGGACGCCGACAUCAUCUUUCUCAUCGAAGGUGAGGAAGAAAGCGGUUCGAGGGGCUUCGAAAAGGCAGUGCAGUCACGCAAGGAUCUCAUUGGAGACGUGGAUUGGAUUCUCCUGGCCAAUAGUUAUUGGCUCGACGAUCACGUGCCAUGUCUUACGUAUGGACUGCGAGGUGUCAUUCACGCCACAGUGUCGAUUGAGAGCAAGCAUCCGGAUCUGCACAGCGGAGUGGAUGGGAGCGCAUUGCUCGAUGAACCGUUGAAAGAUCUUGUCAUGUUGUUGUCAAAGUUGACAGGCCGACAUGGCAAAGUACAGAUUCCUGGCUUCUAUGAUCCUGUCCUACCCCUCACCAAAAAUGAAGAAGAUCUCUACACCGAGAUUACAAAAACAUUGCUGCAGGGCAACCCAGGCCUGGGAGAUCCAGUGGAACUGGCGCAAUCUCUCAUGCGGCGAUGGCGAGAAGCCUCCCUUACCAUACAUCGAUUCCAGACGUCAGGCCCCGACAAUUCCACCAUCAUCCCCCGGCUCGCCAAAGCCGCAAUGUCGAUACGACUCGUGCCCAACCAAGAAGCAAAUGAAGUAGCAAAAGCCCUCACCUCGUUUCUGCAGUCCGAAUUCGAAGACCUCGACUCCAAGAACCGAUUGACAGUGACGAUUGACCACCAAGCCGAGCCCUGGCUCGGAGACUUCAACAAUGAAAUCUUCCAGACACUCGAGCGGGCCAUCACAUCGGUCUGGGGCCCCACGCUAGGCCAACCACACGACUGCCAACCCACCCCCAAAGCACAAGACUACUUCCCCCCCUCAUCACCCGCACAACCCACCCUCGUCCCCGCAACCUCAAACACCCUCGCCAACUCCCAAUCCGCAUCCGCAUCCACACCCCCAACCACGACCCCACCCCGCAAACCCCUGUACAUUCGCGAAGGCGGCUCGAUACCUAGCAUCCGCUUCCUGGAAAAGGAGUUUAAUGCGCCAGCGGCCCAUUUGCCCUGUGGCCAGGCGAGCGAUUCGGCGCAUUUGGACAAUGAGCGUCUGCGGUUGGUCAAUUUGUAUAAUAGUAAGAGGAUUUUCAAACACGUGUUUAGGGAGUUGCCGGCGAAGUGA
Molecule: messenger RNA, 3435 nt
Organism: Plenodomus lingam JN3
Lineage: Eukaryota; Fungi; Ascomycota; Dothideomycetes; Pleosporales; Leptosphaeriaceae
Source: RefSeq, a predicted model, not a curated record